This is a messenger RNA of Heterobilharzia americana, 321 nucleotides long. Lineage: Eukaryota; Metazoa; Platyhelminthes; Trematoda; Strigeidida; Schistosomatidae. The record is from the annotation of a GenBank genome assembly.
AUGUACAGAAUAGUUUUUCCAACAAUUCAAAAAGAUUUAACAAUUUUAUUUGCACUUUUUUUCACCUUGAAAUAUAUCGGCCUCAAACUGUCAAAACCAAUCAACACAAAAUAUGCUUAUGAUGGAAAAGUUGUAUUUCACAAACUGAAUUUCUUUACUUUAUCGCAUAAUGACUGUACGAAAACAGUUGCUGAGUCACUCACUAAAACUCUGAAAAUAAAGUACCAGAUGCUUAGAGGAACAAAGCCAUUGGUAAAGCUAUUGGUUUAUGAGCUAGGAGCCAAUCAACUCAAUCAAGAAUUCGUGUUUGGUGCUUGUUAA